Molecule: messenger RNA, 2220 nt
Organism: Oikopleura dioica
Lineage: Eukaryota; Metazoa; Chordata; Appendicularia; Copelata; Oikopleuridae
Source: the annotation of a GenBank genome assembly
AUGGGGUUUUUCAGCAAUAAAGCAGCUGAGAAUAAGCUGAAAGAUGAGGUGGACGCAAAGAACCAGCUCGUCGACCAGCUCAAGAACGAAGUUCAGCAUCUGAAGGACAAGCUUGAAGUAGCUCGUAGCGAGCUUGAGCGAUUUAAGAUCAACUCUGGAAUGGCAAAUCUCUCACCAGAUGACCAGAUUCGAAAGUAUGACAAGCUUCUUGUCGAAAGAGACAACCAGAUCUCCGAGCUAAGAAAGGAACUCGAAGGUAUGAAGCGAGAGAUAGACGAGCAGCUCGCCACUCACGCCAAGAAGAUGGAGGCUGUUCUCAACGAGAAAGACAAACAAAUCAAGAAACUUGAUGCUGGUGGUGCCGUUCGAAACGCUGUUGCCGCCGAAUCCGACGACCGAAAAGUCAUCGCUACCAAAGAGCUCGUUGUUAUCCCCAAGAAUGUUGCUGAGAAAAAAAUUAUCACGGAUGCCCUUCUCUCCAAUACAUUCAUGCGAGGCCUUAACCAGAAUCAGCUCAACAAGUUGAUUGAUGCUAUGGAAAAGGCCGAGUAUCCUUCCAACACUGAGAUCAUCAAGGAAAACGGAGCUGGUGAUGAAAUGUACAUUAUCCAGGAGGGCGAAGUCAGCGUCACCAAGGGCAAGGGCAAGAACGCGACCCACAUCGUCAACAUCAAGAGCGGUCUCUUCGGAGAACUUGCCAUUAUGUACAAUUGCAAGCGAACCGCCACCGUCACCACAAAAACUAAUGUUCAACUUUGGAAACUCCACCGCCAAAUCUUCCAGAUGGUGGUCAAAUCUGCCGGUCAAGAGAAAGACGAAGAGAGAUUCCAGAUUCUCAAGUCCGUCAAGGAUUUCGCCGAGGUCAGUGAAGGCAAAUUGAGAAAGAUUGUCGAUUGUCUCGAAGAAGAGCACUUUGAGAAGGGUGAUACUAUCAUCAAGCAAGGAGAAGUCGGCGACAACUUCUUCAUCAUCAAGUCUGGAAACGUCAGGAUCACCAUCAACUGCCCAGUCUCCCCUGAUCAUCCUGAAGGCCAACAAGAAGUCGCCCGGAAGAGUGCUGGUGAAUUUUUCGGCGAGAAAGCCCUCAUCUCAGAGGACAAGCGAUCCGCGAAUGUCUACGCUGUCGACGGACCUGUUCUUUGCUUGACUCUCGACCGAAUCGCCUUUACGAACCUUAUCGGCACCCUUGACAACCUCAAAAAGGACGAUGAAGUCGCUGUUGAUAACAGUGGCCCAGAGCGAGUCAUUCCUGAUUACAUCAAGGACUCAACCAUCAAGGAUGUCAAAAUCAUCAAGCCUCUUGGAGCUGGUGGUUUUGGCUUGGUCAAACUUGUCACUUUCCAUAAGAACCCAAGUGAGACUUAUGCUCUCAAAUGCAUCCAGAAGCAUCGAGUCGUCCAGUAUGGUCAGCAGCGACAUAUCAUGGAUGAGAAGCAUAUUCUUGCUUCUAUGAAAUCUCCCUUUAUUCUUGGACUCUUGAAGACAUACAAAGAUUCCAAGUACGUCUACAUCCUCACCGAUGCUUACCUCGGUGGUGAUCUCUGGCGUCUUCUCCACCAGCGAGGCCCCUUCAACGACACCGUCGGUCGAUUCUACACCGCCUGUGUCAUUUCCGCCUUCGAAUACCUCCACACGCGGCACUUCUGCUACCGAGAUCUUAAACCCGAAAAUCUUAUGGUCGACCGACAAGGCUACGUCCGACUCGUCGAUCUUGGCUUCGCAAAGAAAGUCCUUCCUGGCCACAAGACCUGGACUUUCUGUGGAACGCCCGAGUACAUCUCUCCAGAAAUUAUUUCCAACACUGGUCAUAAUAUCUGCGCUGAUCUCUGGUCCCUUGGUAUUCUUAUUUACGAGUUGCUGUCCAAGCGCACGCCCUUCCGAGCUAAGGACGAUCUGGCCAUUUACGAAGGCAUUCUCCGAGGAAUCCACUCUAUCCAGUUCCCAUACAAGAUCUCACGAAAGGCCGAGUCCCUUAUCAAAGCCCUCUGCCGACAGGAUCCACAGGAACGAAUCGGUUACCAGAAGAAUGGCUACGACGACAUCAAGAAGCAUCGAUGGUUCCAGGGCUUUGACUGGGACGCUCUUGCUCACGAAAAACUCAUGCCACCAUUCACACCAGAGAUCAAAAACAACGAUGACACCAGCAACUUCGAACGAAUCAAGGACGAUGAUAGAGCCAAAGUUCCCGAUGAAAACUCCGGCUGGGAUGCCGAAUUUUAA